AUGUCCACCACCAUAACAUAUAGUUUGGGAUUGGAAGAGUUACACUCCAAAGAAAAGCGUUUAUGGAAAUCUACAAUUGGAGAGUUUAUUGGCAAUUUGAUCUUGAAUUUCUUUGCCUGUGGUGCUUGUUCUCAACCUGAAGAUGGUACAUUUAAGUCUUUAGCUUUUGGCUUGGGAGUUUUUAUGGCCAUUACAAUAGUGGGUCAUCUUAGUGGUGGACAUGUGAAUCCUGCUGUUACAAUAGCUAUGCUCCUAACGGGACGUGUAAGCCUCAUUCGAAGUUUUUUCUACAUUGCUGCCCAGUGCCUAGGAGCUGCCGUGGCUACCAGUGCUGUGAAAGCAUUUAUCGAUGAGGCCUAUCACAAUGGCUUGGGUCACACAAAUCUGGCCGAAAACAUAUCAGAGUUACAGGGUUUUGGAAUUGAAUUCUUUUUGGGCCUUGUUCUGGUUCUAACAGUUUUCGGAGCAUGUGAUGCAAAUAAACCGGACUCGCGGUAUACGGCACCAUUUGCUAUAGGCAUGUCGGUUACAUUGGGCCAUUUGGGUACUAUACGUUAUACGGGUGCCAGUAUGAAUCCAGCACGUACAUUUGGCACAGCUUAUGCCACAAAUAAUUGGGAUUCCCAUUGGGUUUACUGGGCUGGUCCCAUUAUGGGUGGUAUCGUUGCAGCUCUAGUGUAUACACAAAUACUGGAAAAACCAGCUGAAACUCCAAAAGCUCCGGAGGCAUCGGAUAAAUAUCGUAUCCACGCUUAUGAGAGAGAAAUGAAAAAAUUCGAAAAAUCUGGUGAUUUUGCUUAAGUUUUAAU
This is a messenger RNA of Calliphora vicina (urban bluebottle blowfly), 809 nucleotides long. Its product is annotated as aquaporin AQPAe.a-like. The transcript has a single exon. Gene Ontology annotation, biological process: transmembrane transport. Gene Ontology annotation, cellular component: plasma membrane. The record is from RefSeq and is a predicted model, not a curated record. Lineage: Eukaryota; Metazoa; Arthropoda; Insecta; Diptera; Calliphoridae. Gene Ontology annotation, molecular function: channel activity. Bases 1 to 801 code for a protein of 266 amino acids.